This is a messenger RNA of Hypomesus transpacificus, 3951 nucleotides long. RefSeq names its product zinc finger protein 135. The record is from RefSeq and is a predicted model, not a curated record. The coding region runs from base 242 to 1660 and encodes 472 amino acids. NCBI's taxonomy places the organism in Eukaryota, Metazoa, Chordata, Actinopteri, Osmeriformes, Osmeridae. The transcript is spliced from 2 exons.
GUCAUCCUAGUCCUUCCACUGUAUUUCCUGUUUAUUGUUGUCGCGUUCUCCGGUAAUUUUCUGCCUUAUACAAGAAUGUGGUACUGUUAUCUUGGCCUAAAAUAAUCAAUCCUUUAGUUAUAUUAAUGGAUUAUGAAAAUGUGGUUUGUUGAAAUAUUAUAGUGCUUAAUCUGUAAUUUGAAGAGGACUUCCAGUUGCAAAGAAUCAAGGAUUUGGCCCAGUUGACUACAUAUCUAUCCAGAUGGAGGACUCAGAGACCGAAUUGACUUCAUCUGAACCCGAUGCACUUGGGGCUGAUUUCAUCACAGUGGAACUGGACACGCAGCCCAUAGAAUAUGUGGUGAAAUGGGCAGAGGUGGGAUCAAAGUUCACAAUAUCCUGUGUGAAGAAGGAGGCAGAUGAGGGUUCCGGCCUGAUGUGUGAGGAGGUGAAGACUGAAUCAGACGAAGCCUUCUUCUCCCAGUAUGAGGAGGUGUACGCUGGCUGUGAUGUGGCGGAGCAAAGUGUUGAGAUAAAGACCGACUCUGAUGAGGAGGACAUCACUGAGCCUGGGAGUAGCCAGCUGGGGGAUGAGGAUGUGUCUGACUCUGGCACAGAGAAGGGGGACUAUAACUCGGAAGACAGAAAUUAUCGCUGCAACUACUGUGGGAAGAGCUACAGCCAUUCUUCCAGCCUGUCAAGACACCUGCAAAAGCACACAGGCAAGUCCAUGAUCCCUCCCGCCUCAAGGCCCAAGCAACCAGAGCCAGUUGAGACGUCCCAAUUUCAGUGCGUUCAGUGUGGCUUGAGAUUCAAAGGCAGCCGAUCACUCGGCGUGCAUAAGAAAACGCAUCUAGGAAAAAGACUCUUCCCAUGCAAUAUAUGUGGAAAGGAUUUUAACCACAGCUCAAGCUUAUCCAGGCACAGGCUCAUCCACAAAAAAGGCAAGGGUAUCCCCCGUGUCCUCCAAGACAUGAGUCAUGUCCGCCAACCUGCCAACGCCGGCACCCGCACCAAGAAAGGCAAGAAGAAGAAGAAGCAGCUGCAGCAACAGCAGAAGCGGCAGAAGCUGCAGCGCCAACCGCAACAUCAAGGCGGGGAGAAGUUCUACGCCUGCACUCAGUGCGAGAUGACCUUCAAGACGUCGACGGCGCUCUCCAAACAUCAGGUCACUCACGUCAGGGAGCUCUUGACCAACUACACCCAAGGCACAGACGACCUCACUAAGUCCUCCGACCUGAAGAUCCGCCUCAAGCUGUGUUCCAGGGACAAGCCCAACUUCUACACCCUCUGCAAGAAGAACAAGCGGUCCAGGGCCGCCAAGCGAGCGUCCACGUCCGAGGACGAGGAGGGCCUGUUUGCCUGCAAGCAGUGCGACAAGCGUUUCAGCCACGCCUCCAGUCUGGCCCGGCACCAGCAGAUGCACAAGGGGGAGAACAAGUUCAACUGCUCCUACUGUAGAAAGACCUUUACCCGCCUGUCCAACCUCCACCACCACGAGAAGUCUCAUUCCUCGGAGAAGCACUAUGAAUGCACAGCCUGCAACAAAACAUUUGUGCACUCGUCCAGUUUCUCGAGGCACAAGAAGGCCCAUGCCGAGCAGGGGAGGGCGUCCAAGCUGCGCCAGAGGAAGAGGGGAGCCAUAGAUGAGACGGCACCGUUGGAAUCAGACUCUGAGUGAGGGUAGAGGUGGUGGUUGGCUCUCCAUUGUCCACACACAGUGGAUGAAACUCUUGGUAAUACCAUAAGGGGUGAAUUAUUAGUUCCUCUAGGACCUUUUUUUGGACUAAUAUUGACAUUAUUCUUGAAUAUAUGUGUGUGAUAAACAUUGGUUAUAUGCCUUCCUGCUUCAUGGGAUGGUCUUAGAAAUAGUUUUGAGUGCAAGUUGUCUCCCCCCCUCCUCCACCCCCCCCCCCACCCCCCUCUUCCCCAUACACAUUCUUGUAACAAACACACACACACACAAACAUGCACACACAAACAAUUAUUGCACUGCUGUUUGCUGCAGCCCUUGCAAUGAAAAUAAAAAAUGUUACUUUUUUUUUUUUUUUUUUUUACUAUUAUUUUGUUAAUUCCCUUUUGGUCAUGUUUUGCCACAGGGUUCAUUUGAUUUUUAGGAUUAAACAAAGUGUUGCUGGUAUCUUCGCCAACUGUUAAGUAUAGGCCUACACCACCGUCUGUGAAGUUAAUCAGUUGUACCUAAACCUAAAAAAUGGCUAAACAGUGCCCGUAUUCCAUGUUCUGUAUAUAACCUUGCAGAAUGAUUUAUUUUUAAUGAUAGUGAUGUGACAAAGGGUAUACAUUCAAACCUUGCCAUGUGUCAAACUCAAUGAAGAUGUGAUCUCUGGAGCUUAAGGUUUGUUAAUGGUUCAGCUUCAGUAGGUUUGGUCCUCCAGAUUUUAUAUCUGUUCAUGCAAGUGAUCAAUGUGACAAGAUCAAAACAUUGACACAUGGCAAAGAUGAUUGAUUGCAUCCUCAGUAAAUGUGCUUAGAUACAUUCUUCUACUAGAAAACAAUGGCAAGUGUUAAGAGAAAGGAAUCCAUUUGAUUUAAUACAUUUCCUUUAUCAUUUUGUUUUUCUCCAGAAUAUAGUUAUAGGUGAGAAUUGAGUUUUGUUUAGGAUGCUUUCAUGGUUGGUUGAUAUUUGGAUGGAUUAAAUUAUGGAGCUACUUUUCUACUGCACAGUGUUUGGAUAGGUUUACUGUGUUAUACCUUUCUUUGUGAAAGUUCAGACUGUUGGUUUUAGUGUUAAAAUAUGAAAUCCAAUGGAAUUGUGUAUUUGAUAUUUGUCAUUAUAAUCGGCAUUGAUUUAAAAUAUAUAUAAAGUUGUGACUCCAUAUAUAGCCUAUGUAUGCAUGAUAAAUUUAGCAUAGUAGUUUACACUAUAUGUAGUUAGUAGAUCUGCUGUGAGUGUGAGAAAAAUAUCACAUUUGUGAAAAUACAAAUGAUUGAGGGAUUUACCAAUAAGUGCUUUUUAUUUUGACAAAUAUCCCAAAAUAUUCUAGGAAUUGCGGAUUUCAUAUUUUAAUAAGUAUUGUAUUAGUCUAUUAUUCAUUGAGGUUGUGGGGGAAGCUGCACUACUUAUUUAUGAAUUUGGAAUAAGUGUAACAUUAUUAAUGCUAAUGAAUGUGAUUCACAAGAAUGAUCAUAGUUGGAACCCCUUCCUUGGUGGCUAAUCCUUCCUUUUCGUCCCAGACUUUUCAGAUCUUCUCUUCACAAUGUCAGUCACCAACCAUUCACAAAAGUAGUAACAAGUGCCCGGAAAUGCUCACUCUGUCACCAAAGCUUUCAACUAACGCUUGUAUACAUGCAUAGCCAGAUGGAGUUUUGUUCAUCUUUUAUUUUAUUUUUUCAUCAAAUUGUUUUGAUUUGUUGAUUGCUCAGUUAACCUUGUUAAAUGUUAAAUGUUUAUAUUUGCUUUACCUACGGUAAACCAGUAAGGAGAGUACUUUCUGAUUCAACAUUUGAUCUUGUGAAUACCAUAUACUGUUUGGAAUUGGAAUUUAAUUGUGACCUUUAACCUCUCCGUCUGUGGAUAUGUGAGUAUGACACCACACAGGAAGUGUCUAGUUGCACGUAUCAAGCACAGACCUGGUCUGUUGUAUUGACUAUAUUUGAAAAAGAUAAAUCUUGGUACUUUCCCUGUAUUUUUGUUUGUGUCGGUUUGUUUGAAGAGCUAGCUAGAUCCAUUGUUGCUGUCAGAGCAGACUGGAAAUUGGCCCAGCUUUUUGGUUUUGGUUUCCCUGUUUUCUGGCCUUUCUUCAGUGGCAAAUCACCUCUUGUUGGUUGUGCAGCAGUCAAAGAAUUUGAUUCUGAAGCAACAUAUAGUUUCCUUUUUUGCUGUCGUUAUUUCCUUUGUGAUGCGGCGGACCUACAUCCUAUAGAGAGGUGUAUGUUAUUGUCUUGUUUGCCAUUAGGGUAACUACAGUUGACAUGUUUUGUCUUGCAUUUUGUAAUAAACCUUUCAUGAAA